Monomorium pharaonis (pharaoh ant) is the source of this 1388-nucleotide messenger RNA. RefSeq lists its product as uncharacterized. The record is from RefSeq and is a predicted model, not a curated record. The annotation marks the transcript as partial. Lineage: Eukaryota; Metazoa; Arthropoda; Insecta; Hymenoptera; Formicidae. The transcript is spliced from 4 exons.
UUUGAUAGUACACGGCGCGUAGAAGACUUUUUCUCUACAAGUCGCGCAGAAAGACGUCCUGACGACGUUCAAAGACAGACAAGAGCCGCAUCUGCAUUAAGGUCAAUAGCUGAAUUACGAGAAAAUCGUCAAACUCAGUACAAGCUUCGCAAAGAUGCUCAAAGCAGGGAAGACGAUGCCUGCGAUCUGAAGUCUACAAACAAGCCAGAAGUCUGGUCCUGUCAGUCUCAAUUUAAGACACCUGAACAAAUAGUUUACUGUCAAGAUUAUGUGGAUCAACGGAAACUUUUAAGUCCAUUUAACGACUUAGAAAAGAAACCGCAGCAAAUAAAAAAGAGAUAUGACGUUAAUGUACGCGAAACCAGAAUCAAAGUACCUAUGUUGAAAAAAUAUCUACCCGUAUACCAAGCGCCAGGUUUAAUAGAAGAGCUAAAGGAACACGAUAGAAUAAAAUUAAUUCAGGAACGCGAAGCUAAAAGAUGGACGGCUUUGAGCGUUCUUCGAAGUACGGGGGAUUCUCCCUUGAGCACCAGAUCGAGAGAUCGAGAAGCAUGCGGUAGUUCUGUAAUAUGCGAUGCUUAUGAAACCGUCAGCGGAGCAACUUCAGUCUCUACGAGAUUGACUGAGGGGAAUACCCUUCCGUAUCAAGAAACGCAAAUCUUCAAAGACAUGGUGAGUGAGUUUCGGAAGAAGAUAGAGGCCGAGAGGCCUCUAAUAUCUUUAUCUCAGCGGGCAGACAAAUGUAAAGAUCUGCAACAAUUGUUUCCUCUCAAAAGUGAAGCCGGCGGAGGAUUUACGACGGAGCCGAAGUUUGAGAAAGUCGCUAACAGGUUUAAGUCGUUAUGCGAUAAACAUGAAAAAGACGAAGAGUGCACUACAAUAUACGAAGGAAAACAAAGAUUUCAAAGCGAAUCGUUUAGCGAAAUAUCAUCGAUUUGCAGUUACCGCGGACAUCGUCGAUUUGAUGUUUCGACUUCGGCCGACGAAACCACAUAGAUAACAACGUUGAUAUCUCAUUAAUGCGUUAUAACAUGUAAUAAAGAAAUUUUGCAAUCGAAUGAUGAUAUUAUCUAAAUGUUAACACUAUACGAAAAAACAGUAUGGUUGUCGAUACAUAAAUCUGAUUGUACCAACCAUAUUUAGAACAACUACAUUGAUAUAAUUGACAUACUGCAGUCAAUAAGUCAUGUGAAUUAUAUGCAUGAUCAUCGUCUAAAGAUAUCUAAAUGAUGCAAUCAUAUUCUUAUAUAAACUACAUCUUUUCUUGUGAUUUUUGCUGGUUAUGUAAACUACAUCUUUUUUUCCGUGUAAAAGUAACGUUUCUUAUUUAUUAAAAAACCAAGCAAAAAAAUUACUAUAAAAAAUAUGUAAGUGAUUAAAAACAAAUG